Molecule: messenger RNA, 1386 nt
Organism: Fusarium tjaetaba
Lineage: Eukaryota; Fungi; Ascomycota; Sordariomycetes; Hypocreales; Nectriaceae
Product: transcriptional regulatory GAL4
Exons: 5
Coding region: 1-1386 (461 amino acids)
Biological process (GO): DNA-templated transcription; positive regulation of transcription from RNA polymerase II promoter by galactose
Cellular component (GO): nucleus
Molecular function (GO): zinc ion binding; RNA polymerase II cis-regulatory region sequence-specific DNA binding; DNA-binding transcription factor activity, RNA polymerase II-specific
Source: RefSeq, a predicted model, not a curated record
AUGGUGGAUCUCACACUCAAGAUAUUCAAUCAGCAUCAGCCCGGCCUCAGUUGUGACAAUGACACAUUUGCUCUACCAGGUGGCUCUGGGUCAGCAGCAGGUAGUCCUUACCAGGCUCGAGCAGCACCUCUGCGUGAUCUCGUAGGGCUGGAGCUGCCCCCAAGACACGUCGCUGAUUUCUUGAUCAAUACCUAUUUCAAGUCAGUCCAUUGGUUCAUGAUGGUACUAGACGAGCCUUCAUUUCGCCAAAAUUAUGAACGCAUCAUUUCCUCUGGAGUUGCGUGUCAGUCUGAGCUUCCGUUUGUCACGUUGCUGAUGAUGGUGCUGGCAAUUGCAUCACGCUAUGCGAGAAUGAAGGAGAUACGAGAUUGCUGUCCUGAUUUCGACAUGGACUCCCUCCAGACCCUGUUGCUGAGCAAAGUGAAGCAGCACAUAUACGAUCUCUUCGACGAUGCGUGUCUCGAGGCGGUCCAGGUCACCAUCCUUCUGGGAUCCUUCUACCUUUACAACGCAAAGCCCAACCUUGCGUUUGCCAUACUGGGGGCGGGUAUCAAGUGCGCACAGGCAAUGGGAUUGCACUUGGCAUCCUCAUGGAAGACCCAAUCCGAAAAUGUGCGAGAAAUGCAGAGACGUACGUGGUGGGAGCUGUUUGUGUUUGACAGAUUCGCCUCUAUUGUCUUUGGAAAGCCUUGUUCCAUUAGAGUGUCUGACUGCAAAGUCGAAGUAUCUGCGGUGCUAAAUUGUUUCUCGCCCCAACAUCCCGACUACCAGUCAACCGAGAUCACCGAGGAGGGCAAGAUGGUCCCCGUUACCCUCUAUACCUAUCAGUGGCUGAAGUCAAGGCUAUAUAAAAUCAUGUCACCAGUAUUGGAGAACAUGCACUUCAUUGGCCCUUCCCAAAACAGAGUGCAGCUUAGUGAUAACAUCAACAAGACUCACCACAACAACAACAUUUCUUCUGGAGCAGUGCAGUCUACUUUCAAGAUGCAGGCUCUGGCACUGCAACUGGCCUAUGAUAAUAUCAUGGUUAUUCUGCAUCGCCAACUCCUCCUAUCCGAGCCAGAAGACUUCUCAGUACCGCACACGGAGAAUGGACGUGACGGAGCAUCACGUAGUGAGCUAAGGACUACUUCAGCCAUGCAGAAGGCCAAUGCUACAAGUAGGAAUCAAUGUUGGGAAUCGGCUAUGCGCACAUCGAGCAUCAUCCAGCACCUGGACGUUUUACGGCAAAUGAAAGCAACCCAUGCCGCUUCAUACACUGGGAUGCAUCUGUUCACGGUUUGUGUGAUGUUGAGCGCUGUUGCAAUGUCCCAGCUUGUGUCUAAAAAAGCCCAAGAGGCAAAGAGGGCCAUCGGUUGCAUCAUCCGGCUUAUGAAGGGAUUUUGA